This is a messenger RNA of Alternaria burnsii, 1785 nucleotides long. Its product is annotated as nadh-ubiquinone oxidoreductase 64 kda subunit. The coding region runs from base 1 to 1785 and encodes 594 amino acids. NCBI's taxonomy places the organism in Eukaryota, Fungi, Ascomycota, Dothideomycetes, Pleosporales, Pleosporaceae. The transcript has 2 exons. Gene Ontology annotation, molecular function: calcium ion binding; NADH dehydrogenase activity. The record is from RefSeq and is a predicted model, not a curated record.
AUGCUUGGCUCUUUCGUCGCCGUUAGCGGUGUUCUGGUCAUCGCCUUCUUCGUCUACGACGCCUACACAUACAACGAAGACCCCAUCGCGACCGACAUUCCCGUCUCAGAACUCGCACUCAGCCCGAGGAGAGGAGGACCAAAGAAUCUGCCAAUCGCCGACCACUUCGUCGACGACGAUGAAUGUCCUGAGAAUAAGAAGCUCAAGCACAAACCAAAGUUGGUCAUAUUAGGUACGGGCUGGGGCAGCGUGGCCCUCCUGAAGCAAUUGAACCAGGAUGACUACCACGUUGUCGUCAUCUCGCCGUCCAACACCUUCCUCUUCACACCUAUGCUGCCGUCUGCCACCGUAGGUACACUGGAGCUGCGAUCCCUUGUCGAACCAGUCAGAAAAAUUGUGCGGAGAGUGCGCGGGCAUUUCCUCAAGGCCAAGGCCGAAGACGUCGAGUUCUCCGAGAAGCUCAUCGAAUGCUCAGCUGUCGAUGCCCAUGGCCAGGAGCAAAGAUUCUACGUCCCUUACGAUAAGCUGGUUGUUGGCGUCGGAUCUGUCUCAAACUCCCACGGCGUCAAGGGUCUUGAGCACUGCCACUUCCUCAAGGAUAUCAGCGAUGCUAGACUCAUCCGCAACCAGGUCGUAAAGAAUCUUGAACACGCAUGCUUACCUACAACAUCUGACGAAGAGAGGCGAAGGCUCCUGUCGUUUGUGGUUUGUGGUGGUGGACCCACUGGAGUAGAAUUCGCGGCUGAGCUCUUCGACAUGCUCAACGAGGACCUCUGCAAGCUCUACCCAAGACUUCUUCGCAACGAAAUCUCCGUCCACGUCAUCCAGUCCCGCAGUCAUAUCCUAAACACCUACGAAGAGGCGCUGUCCCAGUACGCUGAGCAACGAUUCGCACACGACUCUGUUGAUAUUCUCACAAAUUCGCGCGUGAAGGAGGUCCAGUCAGACAAGAUCCUCUUCUCACAAAAGGAUGAAAACGGCAAGGUGGUAGUCAAGGAGAUUCCAAUGGGCUUCUGUCUUUGGUCAACCGGUGUUGCACAGACAGACCUUUGCAAGCGUCUCGCUGCUAAACUUGACGGCCAGAACAACAGGCAUGCCCUCGAAACCGAUACUCAUCUUCGUCUAAACGGUUCACCCCUCGGCGAUGUAUACGCUAUUGGUGACUGCGCGACUGUCCAAAAUAACGUCUCUGACCACAUCGUAAACUUCCUCCGCACCACUGCCUGGGAGAAGGGUAAGGACCCCGAGAAGCUGCAGAUUUCGUACUCAGACUGGCGCGGCAUUGCCAAGCGCGUCAAGCAGCGUUUCCCACAGGCAGCGAACCACCUUCGCCGUCUAGACAAGCUAUUUGAACAGUACGACAAGGACAAGUCUGGCACCCUAGACUUUGGCGAGCUUAGAGAGCUUCUCUUCCAGAUUGACUCGAAGCUCACAUCCCUACCCGCUACUGCCCAACGUGCCAACCAGCAGGGUGAAUACCUCGGCCGCAAGUUCAACAAGAUUGCUCAGGCAGCCCCUGGCAUGGCACUCAACAACGUUGACUACGGCGACCUAGACGAUGCAGUAUACAAAGCGUUCGAGUACAAGCAUCUUGGUAGCUUGGCCUACAUUGGUAAUGCAGCUAUCUUCGACUACAACGGUUAUGGCCUGAGCGGUGGUUUGUUGGCCGUCUACCUGUGGAGAGGCGUGUACUUCGCACAGAGUGUGAGCUUCAGGACGAGGUGUUUGCUUGCUAUGGACUGGACUAAGAGAGCACUUUUUGGACGAGACUUGAUGAACUUCUAA